Messenger RNA from Lodderomyces jiufengensis, 858 nucleotides. RefSeq lists its product as uncharacterized. NCBI's taxonomy places the organism in Eukaryota, Fungi, Ascomycota, Pichiomycetes, Serinales, Debaryomycetaceae. Bases 1 to 858 code for a protein of 285 amino acids. The record is from RefSeq and is a predicted model, not a curated record. The transcript has a single exon.
AUGAUGAAGUAUUUUAAUCAACAAUUAAGAGAUGAAUUACCAUUAAAUUGUUCAAUUUAUGAAGGAGCAUCAACAUUUAAUUUUAUAUUACUGAUUUUAAUAUCAUUUGGUAUAAUUAUAAGUUAUUUACCACAAUAUAAAAGAAUUUAUGAUAAAAAAACAUCAGAAGGUUUAUCAACUAAUUUUUUAUUAUUGGGAUCAUGUUCAUCAAUUUUUACAAUAACAAAUAUAAUAUUAAUUAGUUCAAGAGCAAGAAAAUGUUGUUAUAUUGGAGCAUUAAAUACUUUUAAUUGUAUAAAUUCUCAAUUAAAUUUAUUUCAAAUUAGUAUACAAUGUGUUUGUGCAAUUCUAAUUCUAGUAUUUGUAUUAAUAAUAACUAAAAAUUCAAUAAAACAAGAUAAAGAAGAAUAUAAAAAAAUUGUUAUAGUUGGUAAAAUUGUUUUAUUUCAUGGUGUAAUAUCAAUUAUUCAAAUAAUAUUUGGUUAUACAAAUAUUCAAUAUCUAUAUUCAAUUGCAAAUGUAAAUGGUUUAUUAUCAGCAGCAUUAACUAUAAUAAAAUAUGUACCACAAAUUCAUACUACUUAUACUUUAAAACAUCCAGGUACUUUAUCUAUAGGAAUGAUGUGUAUACAAACUCCAGGUGGAUUUGUAUUUGCUUCAACUUUAAUUUUUACAAAAGGUUCACAUUGGAGUUCAUGGGUAAGUUAUUUAGUUGCUGCAUGUUUACAAGGUAUUCUUUUGUUGUUAUGUAUAUAUUAUGAAUAUAUUAAACCAAAAUAUGAAUAUGAAUCAAUACCUGAAGAAUUAGAAAGUCAAGAAAUUGAAAGAAUUGAGGAACAAAAUAGACAAAAUAAUUAG